Pipistrellus nathusii (Nathusius's pipistrelle) is the source of this 3486-nucleotide messenger RNA. Lineage: Eukaryota; Metazoa; Chordata; Mammalia; Chiroptera; Vespertilionidae. The record is from the annotation of a GenBank genome assembly.
AUGACAAGGCGCUGCAUGCUCGCUAGGCCAGGUUUCCCCUCAUCCCCAGCCCCGGGGUCGUCGCCCCCGCGCUGCCAUCAGAGACCCGGUAGUACCGCUCCUGCUGCAGCGGGAAAGAGGACAGAGAGUCCUGGGGACAGGAAGCAGUCAAUUAUAGAUUUCUUCAAACCAACUUCAAAACCAGACAGACAUAUGUUGGAUUCUCCACAAAAGUCAAACAUCAAGUAUGGAGAAAGUGGUUUAUCCAUCACUGGGACAGAGCAGUUUGAAAGGAAACUAUCCUCGCCAAAAAUAUCUAAACCCAAAAAGCUGUCAUCAGAAAAAAGCUCUAUUUUAGAGGCUUUAAUGAAAGGUGUUAAAGAGCACCAUAAAGAUCAUGGUGUACAUGAGUCAUAUCGGCCUUGUGUGUCACUAACCACCAAAUGUCCAAAGACACUUACAAAGACUGUCUAUGUUCCUCCUUCAUGUCACCUGUCUAAAGAGAUGAAGACACUAAAGAAAAAACAUCGAUCUCCAGAGAGAAGAAAGUCACUGUACACUCAUGAAAAUAGCAGGGAGAAGAAUGAUAGAGAUCGAGGCAAGACCAAUGCAGAUUCCAAAAAGCAGACCACAGUGACAGAAACUGACAUCUUCAAGAACACCACCAGAAGUCUUAGCAGCAGAAGCAGCCUAUCCAGGCAUCACUCAGGAGAAAGUCCACUUGGAGCUAAGUUCCAGUUGUCACUAGCUUCUUACUGCAAAGAAAGAGAACUAAAGAAAUUAAGAAGGGAGCAAAUGGAACAGAGAAUCAACUCAGAAAAUUCUUUCUCAGAAGCAAACAGUCUUUCCUUAAAAUCGUCUAGUAUAGAAAGAAAUUACCAACCAAGGCAGGAACAAAGUAAACAGAAUGAUGUCAGACCUGGGAAGAGUAAUCUUUCAAACAUGGAAAAUGGACAUCUCUCAAGAAAAAGAUCAUCUUCUGAUUCAUGGAACUCUGCUUCAGCAGGCUCUAAGCAGAAUAAAUUCCCUGACAAAAGAAAAAGGAACUCUGUGGACUCAGAUCUGAAAAGCACAAGAGAAUCUAUAAUGCCAAAAGCAAAAGAGUCCUUCCUUGAGAAGCGUCCUGAUGGACCACAUAAGAAAGAGAAAUUUAUAAAACACAUUGCACUGAAGACACCUGGUGAUGUAUUGCGCUUGGAAGAUAUAGCCAAGGAACCGAACGAAGAAGCUGACCGCUCCACUGCAGGCUUGGCACCUUCACAUUCUGGCCACCAUUCUUCAAGGAAUAGUGACCAAGUCCGUGUGGCAAGUACCAAAGAGACUAAGAUGCAGAAACCCCACUUACCUUUACCUCAGGAAAAGUCUACAGUUAAAAAGGCUAGCAACCUUCAGAAAAAUAAAACUGCUAGCUCCGUGGCAUCAAAGGAGACAAAACUUUUACCUUUACUUUCCCAUGACCCGAGUGCUGGUUCCUCUCGGACACCAUUAAAUUCUAAAAAAGAUAAAGAACGUUCUUCAUCUAAAGAAUGUUCUGGGCAUUCUACAGAGUCCUCCAAACACAAGGAACACAAAGCAAAGACUAAUAAGGCUGAUUCUCAUGUACCUUCAGGGAAAAUUUCAGGGGGAUCUUUGCAUUCAGAAUAUGGCACUCCUACAAAGUCUCCCCCGGCUGCUUUGGAAGUUGUGCCAUGUCUCCCAGCACCUUCAGAUAAAGCCCCUUCAGAUAAAGAGAGUUCAGGAAAUUCUAAUGCAGGUAGCAAUGCACUGAAAAGAAAACUAAGGGGUGGUUUUGAUAGUGAUGAAGAAAGUUUAGGCUACAACCUAGACAGUGAUGAGGAAGAGGAAACAUUAAAAUCCCUGGAAGAAAUAAUGGCUCUGAACUUCAGUCGAACUACAUCUUCUGGAAAGCCUCCUGCUCUUUCCAAGGGGCUUGGAUCUCAGUCAUCAGACUAUACAGGACAUGUUCAUAGUGGAACUUAUACAAAUACUCUAGAGCGUCUAGUGAAGGAAAUGGAAGACACACAAAGGCUAGAUGAACUACAGAAGCAACUACAGGAAGACAUUAGGCAGGGCCGAGGCAUUAAAUCCCCAAUCAGAAUUGGAGAUCAAGACAGUACCGAUGAUGAGGAUGGCCUCUUAGAAGAGCACAGGGAAUUUCUAAAGAAAUUUUCAAUUACAAUUGAUGCUAUUCCUGAUCAUCAUCCAGGUGAAGAAAUAUUUAAUUUACUCAAUUCCGGAAAAAUUUUCAAUCAGUAUACCUUGGAUUUAAGAGACUCUGGUUUUAUUGGACAAAAUGCUGCAGAAAAGCUUAUUCUUAAAUCAGGAAAAACCGAUCAGAUUUUUUUGACGACACAAGGCUUUCUUACUUCUGCUUAUCACUAUGUCCAGUGUCCUGUACCUGUGUUAAAGUGGCUGUUUCGGAUGAUGUCAGUUCAUACAGACUGUAUUGUGUCCGUGCAGAUUUUAAGUACAUUGAUGGAAAUAACAAUUAGAAAUGAUACCUUCAGUGAUUCACCAGUUUGGCCUUGGAUCCCAUCAUUGUCUGAUAUAGCAGCUGUGUUUUUCAAUAUGGGAAUUGAUUUUAGAUUUUUGUUUCCUCUGGAGAAACUUCAGCCAGACUUUAAUGAAGACAAUCUAGUUUCUGAAACACAAAUGACAUUGGGGGGGAAAGGAAGUGAAGAUUCAUCUUGUAAGCCGAUUUUUUCAACUCUUCCUGAAACCAACAUUUUAAAUGUAGUUAAGUUUCUAGGCUUAUGUACAUCAAUACAUCCAGAAGGUUACCAGGAUCACGAAAUAAUGUUGCUGAUUUUAAUGUUAUUUAAAAUGAGUUUGGAAAAACAGCUAAAGCAGAUUCCUCUAGUGGAUUUUCAAAGUCUCCUGAUAAACCUGAUGAAAAACAUCAGAGAUUGGAACACAAAGAUGCCUGAACUCUGUUUGGCCAUUAAUGAACUCUCCAGUCAUCCCCACAACCUUCUGUGGUUGGUACAGCUGGUCCCUAACUGGACAUCCCAUGGAAGGCAACUGAGACAGUGCCUCAGCCUAGUGAUUAUUUCAAAGCUUUUGGAUGAGAAAUGUGAAGAUAUCCCUAACGCCAAUAAUCUGCAGAUAUCAGUCCUACAUCGGUAUCUUGUACAAAUGAAGCCUUCUGAUUUAUUGAAGAAAAUGGUCUUGAAGAAAAGGGCUGAACAACCAAAUGGCACCAUUGAUGACAGUCUUCAUUUGGAACUUGAAAAGCAGGCAUAUUACCUGACCUACAUUCUUCUUCAUUUAGUUGGUGAAGUUAGUUGUUCCCAUACUUUUCCUUCUGAUCAACGGAAACACUUUGUGCACCUCUGUGGGGCUUUGGAAAAGCAUGUUAAGUGUGAUAUUAGGGAAGAUGCAAGACUGUUUUAUAGAACUAAGGUAAAAGACUUGGUUGCCAGGAUACAUGGAAAAUGGCAGGAAAUUAUCCAGAACUGUCGUCCUACUCAGGGGCAACUUCAUGAUUUCUGGGUUCCAGAUUCUUAA